AAGGAAACCUUAGACAAGGGGUAGACAUUUGUCUGUCAGUCAGAAACCCUGGGUACCAUAUCUGCCAUGCAGUGGGGAUCCCUGGCCAGAGGGAGCUGGAGGAGGAGGCUGUGUGCUUGGCCUAUCAAUGGGAUGCUGCUGGCUGCCCUAAAAUAUUUGUAAUUUUCCAGCAUCCACUUGCAGAAGGCGCAAUUUCCUCCAACUGCCUUUGGGACAUGCUCUGCUGGUUUUGACCUGAAGGGAGGGGUGAUGGGGUAGAAGCUAGAAAAGCCUGAGCCAAAGCACUCAGUUAGAGAGAAGGUGGCAGCCUGGACUAAAGCUCAGGGUAGGCAGGGAGGAAGUAGAUGUAAGAAUGUACCAAGGAGUGAUGUUAAUUCCACUUUGGGUGUGUGAUUAUUACAUGGGGUCUUAACCAUGUAAUAGGUCUUUAAUGCCCUGAGCCUCCAACGUGAGUGUAAUGGUAGCCAAAUGUCCUGGCAUUGGAGCAUUUCUCUAAUACAGAAGCUGCAGCCCUGAACUGAGCAACCAAAUUGCUCCUAUGGUGAUAUGGAAACCUCAGGGAACUGAAUCUGGUGAAUCUUGAAGAUCUGUGCCUGAGAAAAGCUCUACCUUUCCUUGUGUGAGCAGCUGUCUGGUGCUAUGUGGGUGUUUAACCAGUGAACUGCUUGGCAAUAAAGAAUCCCACGGAGCAGCUUGGACUUGCCUUGUUGCGUUGCUCAGUGAUACUGCUGACCUCAGUGCAGAAGCGAAAGCGAAAAUCCAUUAUGAAAUCUAUUUGCAUUAUAAAGAAGGAGGAGCCCGUCGUGUGCCUUUUUCUCUGGGAUCCAAGUGGCUUCUGCAUCUCCUGUGCAGGGCUCUGGAAGAGGAGCUGAAUGAUUGGGAGUUGGAAAGAACUGCUCAGGCACUCGGAGAAGGGAAUGGAAGAGGCAGGAAAGCUUCCUCAGGCAAAGCAGCUUUUGAGGAAGAUGACUAAGGGAGGAGCCUGGUGAGCCUGACCUGGGACCACAGAGGAUCUCAGAGAACAUCCAGCACCACUGGAGCUGAGCACCCAGGGCAACCAGAUGGACUCUCCCCACCUCAUGGGGUUGUGUUUCCUGCUCCUGGCUGUUGCAGCUCCCUGUCCAAAUAUUGCCAUGCCCAGUGGUCACCCUACUGAGAGGACACAUGACUCUACCUCUGGCAAAACAAAUGUGUCAGUCUACUACUGUAAAGAUUGUGAAAUCAGCGAAUGUGAAUCAGGCAGAUUUGAAAGAUUUGUAAAAAUGGCUAAAACAGAAAAUGAGGGAAAAAUUGACUUGGUGACCAGGGAAACACACAUUAUUAUGUGCUUUCAGCAAGGAAAUACUUUUUCUGAAGGAAUUUAUGGCAUCGUCUGGGGAAAAACCGAGGGAUUUGGAUACUCGUGUGGCAUCCUGAAUUCUACAGCUUUCUCAGCAAAUGGGAGAGGUAGCAUCAGUCCUGAGGAGAAUAAAAUUUGCUGUGAAGCAGAAACAAAUAUCUGGGAGUCCAAUCUUACACUGAAGUGUCACACUGAAAUGUCAGGUGCAGAAAAUAGAAAAGCAUCAGCUGGUAUCCUUGGUGAGGAAAUUCCAGGUAGAAGGAACAACAUCGUCAUCUCCCUCACAUUCCUGCUGUUCCUUGUGGCUUGUGCAGGAAUGGUCAGCAUGUAUUGCUAUCGGCAGCAUCGGAAUAGUCAAGUUCUGCACCUCUUAAUGACAAAGCUUUCAAAUUAAGAGAGCCUCACUCAUGCUUGAAAAGGAUCUACAAGUGAGAAGACCUCUGUGCCAGCAGCAUCUUCCUCUGUCCUGAUGCACACAACCAGCUGAAGCAACAGAGCCUGAUGUUCCAUGAGACCUCCUGGUCCCAUAUUCACAAAUGGUCUGGUUUUCACAAAUGCACCUUCACCACAUCCACAUGUUCACCGAGGACUGUGAUUUCCACAAUUGUCCAGCUCCAGGCCUUCAUGAACAGCACAAGCAGCACCCUGGAUCUCCCAUCCUCUGCUGGUGCUUGGCUGAGGACAGCAGCCAUCACAAGGUGUGUGGCUGACUCAGCAGCACAGCCUCACACCAGCUGAAUUAUCUCCAGCUGUGUGCUCUGCUUUCUGGAGAUGUCUACUGGGUUUGUCCUCAGCAAGUGCUUUGUGUUUUGCAAUAUGCAUAGAUAGGCAAAUAUUUUUAUUCACACAAUUAUGGAAUGGUUUGGGUUGGAAGGGACCUUAAAGAUCAUCUGAUGCAAUAAAAAAAGGACUAAUAAUACUAAGAUGCCUGACUCACCAAAUGCCAUAAAGAUCAUCAUAUGGAAUAAAAAAAGGACUAACAAUACUAAGAUGCCUGACUCACCAAAUGCCAUAAUUUUGUAGCCGCAACUUCUUUUGACUGAUUUUAAUCUUCAAUUUGUGUUACUAUACUAGUGACAGUAAAACAGCUCCUUAAGAUCUGUCUAUUCCUUGGUAGCCCUGUAUUGAUGGUAUUGUUAUUUGGUCUGUUAAUCUCCUUGACAAAGCAUCACCAUCCCAUCAUUCCCAAACUCACAAGCCGGUAUUAUUGUCAUGAUUCAUUUCUUAAAUAUGGCAAAAGCAAAGACAGGGAGUAAGAGAUGUCUCCUGGCAUCUGCUUUUAUAUCCAGCAGUGAGUCUUUGUGGGGCUAAUUGAAAGCUCAUUUCACAACCUGCCUGAACUCUCUUUCCUUUACAAUAAUUGGUGACAUUUCUGAGCUUUCAAGCAUUCAGGAAAUUCUUUGGGAACCCUCCCUUCCCUUCUGUAUUCCCACAGAGAGUGUUGCCCACAAGAAGAGCUUUUCAUCCUAAUGGGGAGGGAGCAGGAGCUACAUGUGAGCUGUAGCUGGUUCCCCUUUGCUGGUGGUUUUCAGCUCUUGUGCACUGCAGACACACAGAGAGGGUUGUUAAAUGUGAAGCCAGGGGCACGUGAGAGGUAUGUCCUGUGCUGUUGCUUGGGAAUUUAUUCCUGUUGUCAUUGCCAAGAUGCAGAUCCAAGCUGCUGGUUUGUGUGCAGGGCUGGUAUAAUAACUGAAGGUUUAGCUGAAGUAACAGAGCAUCUCUCAUCUCCUUGCUCCUUACAAAGCCAAGACUUUUGCUUUUGCAGCCACCAAUCUAAGCCUGUGGGAACAGUGACAGGUUGAACUGAUUGUAGGGAGCAGCCACAUUUCCAGUGAGGCCACAACUGAAGGACAACUGCCUGGCUUGGGUGCUGUGAAGGGCAAAUUUGAGUGAGUGUCUCUGUUCUCAGUUGUCUUCAAAGGGAAGGUGGGUGCUCACCAUAGACAACUUUCUACUCCUACCCUCAGGGCUGGGAGUUGCUCAGUAGCAGGAAACCAGGGGCGGUUUUAGUGUGAAGUCAACAUCAAGAUACACCUCUGUCACAUUCACUGGAAUAGAAAAGCAAAAGCAGCAUCCUGCUGGCUUCUUUUAGUAGAGAGCUGAUGUAGCUGAAAGACAACAGGCCAGCUUGGGGCAUCAACCCUUUCCUCAGGUCUUUAACUCAUCAGUCAGAUUGCAGAGAGCAACUAAAGAGACCUUUGAAAAUGCUGUGGAUGUCGUGUCUCCCAAGUGCAUCCCUCUGUCUGCUGCUCCUCCCGUGCUUCCCUGCCCAGACUGGUGGAGAAAAUGAACAGUCAACAGACGUUCUCAGUGUUUGGGAAGGAGACUCCAUCAGCAUAACUUGCUCAAUCAGUGGUUUAGGAGAGCACCUGGGAAUGCACUUGAAAAGUAGCAGAAAGACAGUCAAUAUGAUAUAUUUUCCCAAGGACAAUCCUCCAAAUAUCUCUCCUGAUUUGGCUGGUCGCACCGAGUGUUCAAGGGAAGGAAGGAAUUACAGGACAACUUUGCACAAUGUUCAGGAAUCUGACUCCAAUAUCUACCUAUGCAUUGAGUAUGUUACAGUCAAUGACCAUCACAAAAUACUGGAUGGGAGGAGAACCAUAGUAGUGGUGAAAGCUAAAACUGGCGGGGCUUUGAAGCAGUCACCGCUCUAUGCCAGCCCUCAGCAAGGCCAGUCUGUCAGCAUCACCUGUGUGAUGAACAGCUCACGUGGGGACGAAGGGAUCUACUUGCUCAGGACUCAUGUGCAGCCUGAAAGUGUUCUGUAUGUGUCAAAUCAGAGUGCUACAAGGAUUCCACCUGCCUUUGCUGAGCGCUUGGAGUAUUCCAGGGAAGGGAAGCAAAUAGUGAUAACUCUACACGACCUACAGGAGAACGACAGUGAUAACUAUGUCUGUGCUGAGGAGGUGAGACAUGGGAAAAACACCCGUCUCCUCUCAGCAAGUGGCACCAUGGUGCUGGUUAAAGAAGGGGAGCAGGCACACUCCCAGAAGGCAUGCAGUGGUAGUUCCUGGGUCAUGUAUUCCCUCCUCAUCAUGGUGGCACUACUGUUUUGUGCACUGGUGUGCUGCACCUUGUACCGUGUCAAUAUAAAGAAAUACUUCCAAAAAAACCCCCCAAAUGUAGUUUAUGAAGAUAUGUCUUACAGUUCUAGACGGAACACACUGGUCAGAACCAACACCUACUCCAGGGGCAGUGAAGAUUAAGCUGAGACCAUCAACAUCAACUUUACAGGUCUCUCUGAGAACUGCUUCAACAAUCUGAUGCAGUAGUUGAACUGAAAGUGCUAUCACCCACCUUUUUUCAGUGGAAAGAAAAAACUAAUUUCCAAAGCUUUUUUCUGCUUUUUACUUUUCUCUUCUUUUUUUUUUUUUUUUUUUUUUUGGUAAUGUAUAGAAAAUAUAGCAAAAUGCAGGCACCCUGUACCCGUGUCUGCAGUUCAGUAUGAAAAGCAGGAUUUUUGGACUGUUCAUUUGGCUGGAUGCAUCAUAUGGGCUCGUUUCUUUGAUAAAUAACCCUUUCAGGGAAGGUGGGAUGGAUGGAGAGGUCUGGUUCUGAGCUUUGGUAAGUGCUCAGAAGACUCUGUUCAAUGAGUUGUACUGGAUCCACUCAUGCAAGGACUACAGUUCUCUCAUGAAUCCUCGUGGGUCUGCCCAGGAGCUCAGGGAGCUUAAAACUACUCAAAAGUUACAGCAGGGAAAUGUGUUCUGAGCUGAGGAGACUUCAGAAAUGUGGCAGGGUGCAUCACAGGUGAAGUGCUGGAUAUGUGUGGGCUUACCAAGGUCAUAACAGUCCCAUGAAAAGGCAAUCAAGUCUAGAUUUUAACUUACUGCCUUUGCCAGAGAUACCAGCAUGACUGGUGUGGGUCUUGACAUGGUUGACAAGCAAAGUGACCAGACUUGGGGCAUGGUGGCUUCUUGGGACAGCAGAAAUGUUUGUGAUGUACUGGUGAUGUCUCCAACUCCACAUGUCUUAGGGCCACCCAGCAGAAUACAUUUCUCCAGGUCAGUGACUCCACACCUUCCAACACAAGGCAAAAUAAUCUGGGAUACAGCCAAUGCCUGCAUUCCAAUGUGGGCGUGGGGGGGUCUGAUCUGAAAAUCCUUCUUAUCAAAGAAGGGAUUUAUCAAAACUCACAUCAAUCAGGUGGAAGCUAGAUUUGGUUAGAACAAAUCUCAAGAUUUGGUUUAGUAACAGCUUAGGGAGCUCAGCUGAGGGUGUUUGGUUUUGCAGAGCUGGGGCUGCUGGGGAAAGUCAACAAUGCCCAGAGGAAUGUGGAAUUGCUCUGUUACAGGUCAGGAUUGAUGGGGUUGGUUUGUGGUUUCUCAGGACAUGCUGAGGCUGGAGUUUUUCUCCAUUGAUGUGUUUGUUUAUUUUUUUGAGGGAUUAGCAUCAGUUUGCCGAUGAUGAGUGAGUAGGAGCCAGGCACAGGGAUCCUUCCUAUGCAGAGCUGAGCUCUGCCGAGAUCCCAGCUUGCCAAUCCAGUCCUGCCCCUCAGGAGAGCCCAUUUCCCUCCAGAUAUUACUCAUGAAAUGCUGUGCACCAGACCUGAGGGGGAAAUCUGCUCACUGGGGUGUCUGGGGUGGGAAUGGGUUCACCUUUGAACAAAGAGGUGCCAUCUUCACAUGGCCAUACCUGAAUAAAAUUGGUUUUGUGAUGUACAGUUGCUUGAUAUUUUUAUACCUAUAUUAAAAACUAUGUCAUGUAUCUUGCAAAUAAAUGCUGGUUAUUGAA
Pseudopipra pipra is the source of this 6073-nucleotide messenger RNA. It is a transcript of the gene CD7, whose product is annotated as CD7 molecule. Gene Ontology annotation, cellular component: membrane. Bases 3544 to 4545 code for a protein of 333 amino acids. Gene Ontology annotation, biological process: adaptive immune response. Gene Ontology annotation, molecular function: signaling receptor activity. NCBI's taxonomy places the organism in Eukaryota, Metazoa, Chordata, Aves, Passeriformes, Pipridae. The transcript is spliced from 11 exons. The record is from RefSeq and is a predicted model, not a curated record.